AUGGACGUUUACCGGCCGCGCUAUUACACCCCGAAGGAGGUGGAGGUGCACAACCGGCCCUGGGACCUCUGGGUCUCCUACAUGGGGCGGGUCUAUGACCUCAGCCCCCUGGCCGAGGCCUACAAGGGUAACGCAGGCAGCCUCUGGCACUUCCCUAUGGCGGCCCCAGGGCAGCCGGCAGAUUUCCCCACUCAAGAAAGUGGUGUUGGGGGAUGAGUGUUCAGACCCCUGGGCUCUCACUUGUGGGGUGCCUCAGGGUCCCGUCCUCUCCCCCAUGCUUUUUAAUAUCUAUAUGAAGCCGCUGGGAGAGAUCAUCAGGUUUGGGCUGGGUGUUCAUCAGUAUGCGGAUGAUGCCCAACUCUAGGUAAAGGUAAAGGGACCCCUGACCAUUAGGUCCAGUCGUGGCCGACUCUGGGGUUGCGGCGCUCAUCUCGCUUUACUGGCCGAGGGAGCCGGCGUUCAGCUUCCGGGUCAUGUGGCCAGCAGGACUAAGCCGCUUCUGGCGAACCAGAGCAGCGCACGGAAACGCCGUUUACCUUCCCGCCGGAGUGGUACCUAUUUAUCUACUUGCACUUUGACGUGCUUUCAAACUGCUAGGUUGGCAGGAGCUAGGACCGAGCAACGGGAGCUCACCCCGUCACGGGGAUUUGAACCGCCGAAGGUCGGCAAGUCCUAGGCUCUGUGGUUUAACCCACAGUGCCACCUGCGUCCCGACACCCAGCUCUACCUCUCUUUUAAAUCAGAGGCAGUGAAGGUCCUGUGUGAGUGUCUGGAGGCGGUUGGAGGAUGGAUGGUGGCUAACGGAUUGAGGUUGAAUCCUGACAAGGCAGGAGUACUGUUCUUGGGGGACAGGGGGCGGGCUGGUGUGGAGGACUCCCUGGUCCUGAACGGGGCAACUGUGCCCCUGAAGGACCAGGUGCGCAGCCUAGGAGUUAUUUUGGACUCACAGCUGUCCAUGGAGGCGCAGGUUAAUUCUGUGUCCAGGGCAGCUGUCUACCAGCUCCAUCUGGUAUGCAGGAUGAGACCCUCCCUGCCUGCAAAUUGUCUUGCCAGAGUGGUGCAUGCUCUAGUCAUCUCCCGCUUGGACUACUGCCAUGCGCUCUACGUGGGGCUACCUUUGAAGGUGACCCGGAAACUGCAAUUAAUCCAGAAUGCGGCAGCUAGACUGGGGACUGGGAGCGGCUGCCUGGACCACAUAACACCGGUCCUAAGAGAUCUGCAUUGGCUCCCAGUACGUUUCCGAGCACAAUUCAAAGUGUUGGUGCUGACCUUUAAAGCCCUAAACGGCCUCGGUCCUGUAUACCUGAAGGAGCAUCUCCACCCCCAUCGUUCAGCCCGGACACUGAGAUCCAGCACCAAGGGCCUUCUGGCGGUUCCCUCAUUGCGAGAAGUGAGGUUACAGGGAGCCUUCUCAGUAGUGGCGCCCGCCCUGUGGAACGCCCUCCCUUCAGAUGUGAAGGAAAUAAGCAGCUAUCUUCUCUUUAAAAGACAUCUGAAGGCAGCCCUGUUUAGGGAAGUUUUUAAUAUUUAAUGCUGUAUUGUUCUUAACACUUGAUUGGAAGCCGCCCAGAGUGGCUGGGGAAACUCAGCCAGAUGGGCGGGGUAUAAAUAAUAAAUUAUUAUUAUUAUUAUUAUUGGGGGGGCGGGUGGGUCUGAGGGAAUGCUGAAUGCACAACAGAAGGCGUCCCUCGGGGGUGGCAAAUCCAGGGUCUGCCGGCCACCAGGGCUAAAGGGGAGCCUCCAUGUUCAGUGGCAGUCUACCUUCUCCAUGCAAACCUCACAAGGGAAGUGGGGCCACUGCCUUUUCCAGGAGGGCGCCUCAUUUGGGCCACUGCUGGGAAAGAGGGUGCUUGGCUAGGGGGCCUGAUCCAGCAAGAGGCCUCUUCUCUCACGUUUAUGGUGCGAGUUGUUUUUCCACUGCAUUGCAUUCGCAGGCCUUGUGUCCUGCUUUUCCUCCCUCCCUCCUGUGUCAAGAUCCCAAAUGUGUCCCUUUUUGUUUUUCCCUAAUUUGGAAAAUAGCACGUUCUUUACAAGGUUCUCUCCAGCUUUUUUUGUUUUUGUUUAAAGCACUGGUGGGUGACCUGAGGCCUUGGGAGGCAAAUGUGGCCCUCAAGGCCUCUAUAUUUGGCCCUUGGAAUUCUCCCCAGGCCACGCCCCUCCCUGGCCUUUCUUCGCAACCUCCUUGAGCGCUUUUGCCUGGCUGGAACGUGUCCUUGAACUCCAACAAAGCCUCUUCCCAGGGGCAAAACUAGGCUUUAUUUCACCCAGGUCAAAAACCCAGUUUGGCAUCUCCCCCCCCCCAUUUGUGUACGCACACAUACAGGCUGCGAGCCUCAUUGGCGCCCCUCUGGAGGAUUCACCCAGGGCAAAAAAACUGCGCUAGCGCCCCACCCCUCCCCGUAGCUAUGGCUGUGCCUCUUCCUUCCCUGGAUAGAGGGGUGUGGGUGGGUGGAUGUGUACACAUGCAUUAUGCCACUCACUUUUGCCUCUAGCCCCAUUCAUCACUGACCUAUGACACUCUUGAGGUUUCCCACAAGGGAGCGUGCUCCUUUGGCUAAAAAAAAUGGUUCCUUGCUUCUGAUGGGAAAUAAUAAUAAUAAUAAUAAUAAUAAUAAUAAUAAUAAUAAUUUAUACCCCACCUAUCUGGCUGGGCUUCCCCAGCCACUCUGGGUGGCUUCCCAAAAAAUAUUAAAAUACUGUAAUACAUCAAACAUUAAAAGCUUCCCUAAACAGGGCUGCCUUCAGAUGUCUUCUAAAAGUCUGGUAGUUGUUGUUCUCUUUGACGUCUGGUGGGAGGGCGUUCCACAGGGAGGACGCCAUCACCGAGAAGGCCCUCUGCCUGGUUCCCUGUAACUGGGCUUCUUGCAGUGAGGGAACCGCCAGAAGGCCCUCGGCGCUGGACCUCAGUGUCCAGGUAGAACGAUGGAGGUGGAGACGCUCCUUCAGAUAUAGACUCCUCUCUAUUGGAGACUGUGAAGAAAGACUACCAGUCAAACAAGAUAAUAUGGGGCUAGCUAGAGCACUGGUGUGACUCAAGGAUGGGCAAGUUUCACAUGUACCUUAUCUAUAUUCUCUGCCUGUCCAGGUGAUCUCUUAUUGAAGCCUAUUCUAGAAGCAGCGGGGAAAGACAUUACCCACUGGUUCAACCCCAAAACCAAAGACGUGAGUACCUGCAGCUCUUGGCACUCCGGGCAACUUAGGGCAGAGAUCUUGUCGGAGUGGAAAACUCUUGGAAAAUCAGAGUUUUGUUUUUGUUUGUUUGAUUCUUUCUUCCAUAAGAGUGUUGCUGGUAAUUUGUUGUUGUUGUUGUUAAAAAUUGGUAUACUGCCCUUCAUCCUCAGAUCUCAGGGCAGUUCACAACUUAAAAAUGUAAUAUAAAAAUAUGUGAUAAAACAUUACAAUAUAAUGCAAUACAAUAUAAUUAUAGAAUACAAUACAUGAUAAAUUCCAUGAUAAAAGCAAGAACAAACCAAUACCCUCUUCCCUUCCCACAAACACAUUAAAAGGGGCAUAGGAUUUUAAUUCUCAACCCAGGCUUCCACAGCUGACUCCUUUGCCUCUGCCUACCCCAUUCUCUGGACUGCUCUUGCUCUUGCAGAUUUUUGUGCUGUUUGCAAAGCUUGCGCAAUGUCCUGCUUCUGUUGGCCUAUGUGUACAGAUGUGCACUGCUGCACUAUGACAGUCUUUGCUAACCUGGUGCCUUACAUGUGCUUUGAUGGGGAGUUGUUGGCCAAAACUUAUCAUGGGCACCAUGUUGGCAAAGGCUGCAGCAUUAGAAGGAAAUGUUGCCAGGGACAAGAUGCUAAAACCGCAGUGAGGGAGAAACAUGUGCCCACUCCACAAUUUAACCAGUGUCCUACAUACAUAUUUCUCAGUUCUUUGUAAGUUUAUUCCCAUCUUCACAGUCACAGAUGUGAUUUGUUACAUCUUUUAUUAUUUCCCCUGCAUAAUGUCCCGCCAUCCUUGCUCAGAAAAUUGAUUUCGCUGCUUUCAGACUUUUCUCUUAAGGACUCAUUUGUAUCAUUACUAGUUUGUUAACAAUUUCCUUGACUUGCUGUCCCAAACAGAAUACAUUUGAAAGACUCUGUGUUAGGUCCUGAAGGGCAGAGUAAAAAGGAGCAAACAUUUCCAUCACUGCAAAUGCCAAAAUAAUUGUUUCUGGAAUCCCAUUUUGGGGCAUAUUCUGUUUGUCGUGCAUGUUGAAUCCUCUUAUCUCCAUGUAUCAACCUGUCCCAUUUGUAAUGAUCCUUCGGAGAGGUGCCUCUUGGGGUUCCGCAGCCAGGAAUGGCACAUUAUGUAGUAACAUACUGUACUUUCCUUUUGGUGCAAACUUAAAAUGUUUCUGUUUUCCCUGGCGUUUACAUGAUGUAAAUUCUGGAACUGCCCACAUUUUAAAAAGGUUUCUCAGUAUGAAAUUUAUACUGGUUGCUUUAAGUGAUCUUUUUGCCUGCUCCUGAGUUUAUGGUGUAUAUGGGAUGGCUGCAACUUGCUGUCCCAGGGUUUGGCAACAAUGGUGGGAUAGAAAUUUACCAAAGAAAGAAAGACUUAUUUGAAGCCACUCCCCUCUUAACUGAGAAAGGCCCUGAUUUCCCUCCUUCCAGAUACAGACACACAUUAACCCUCUAACAGGAUGCCUUAAGUACUACACCCCACAAGGUCGCUUUGUGCACAUCCCACCUCCUCUGCCUCGUACAGACUGGGCCAAUGACUUUGGCUUGCCCUGGUGGAGAGAUGGCAGCUACGAGGUGGGCAUCUUGUCUGCCAAAACCAGACGCAUACGGAUCAUCAACACUCUGACCUCUCAGGAACAUACCCUUGAGGUGAGUCCUGUCCCACCUUUGCAAAGGUAGGAUUUAAGAAAGAAAAAACACCCAAGAUAUUAUUGGCAAUUGUCCCUCUUCCUUUGCUAAUGUUCCUCUGAUGGGACAGUGUUGUGGACCUCGGUUCUGCCCGGCUUGUCUGUGCCUCCCCAGGAUGUGGAGGCUGAAGGGAACCACUUGGUUUUCAGGUGUAUUUGGACCUCCUGUGAUUCCACCCAUGGAUGUAACAUGGUGCUUUCCGCAGGUCUGUGCAGAGGAAUCCAUGUGGGAGAUCCUUCGGCGGUACUUGCCCUACAACGCCCAUGCGGCCAGCUAUACGUGGAAAUAUGAACGCGUCAACCUAGACAUGGAUAAGAACCUGCAGCAGAACAACAUUCCGGAUGAGGACGAGGAAUUCUACAAUCUCUACAUGGACGCUGAUGCCUUCACCCCAGCCAUCCUGCUCUACUUCAACGAUGACCUCACUGAGCUCUAG
Molecule: messenger RNA, 5295 nt
Organism: Podarcis lilfordi (Lilford's wall lizard)
Lineage: Eukaryota; Metazoa; Chordata; Lepidosauria; Squamata; Lacertidae
Source: the annotation of a GenBank genome assembly